Messenger RNA from Thunnus maccoyii (southern bluefin tuna), 2342 nucleotides. It is a transcript of the gene tmprss3a, whose product is annotated as transmembrane serine protease 3a. The record is from RefSeq and is a predicted model, not a curated record. The transcript has 12 exons. Gene Ontology annotation, biological process: proteolysis. The annotation marks the transcript as partial. Lineage: Eukaryota; Metazoa; Chordata; Actinopteri; Scombriformes; Scombridae. Gene Ontology annotation, molecular function: protein binding; serine-type endopeptidase activity. Gene Ontology annotation, cellular component: membrane.
CUUCAUCCAGGAACAUCUUCUCUCUUCAUCUUCCUCAUCUUUCUGCCUUCUCUUCCAUCUUUCUCCUCCAUCAGUGUCGUCUACACUCAUCCUGCUGUUUCUCAUCUCUCUGCAGAUCCUGCUGCCAACUCUGCUGCUGCUGGAACAUCCACCGCCCCGCCAGAACUUAAAGCAGAAGCUGAGCAGCCGGACCCCUCCAGGAUAGAGGUGGUCUCAGUGACGGAGGAAGACCUCCCCACUGUUGAGACCCCCACCACGCUGAACGUCAGCCCGCUGGGCAGCUUCGCCGCCGCUGACCCCCAAUCAGAGAACGAUCCUGCCAAACCUGAAGAACCUCAACGUCCGGCUGCACCCAGUCCGAGCAUGCCGAUCACCAAGGUGCAGCCCUUCCUGAACGAGGACGACUUGGAUAAAAGCUGGAAGAGCAGAGUUCUGGCCCACCGGUUCGAGCUGCUCAUCGCUUCCUGCGUCAUCGUGGUCGUCGCUCUGGCUCUCGGCAUCGGCCUCGGAGUUGGUCUGAGCUGUGUGGGGAAGUUUCGUUGUGGUUCGACGUCUCAGUGCAUCAGCAGCUCGGCUCAGUGUGACGGAGAGAUUCACUGUGACAAUGGAGAGGACGAGCUCGGCUGUGUGCGUCUGAGCGGGAGCAGCUCGGUCCUGCAGGUCCAGAGGGGGGGGGUCUGGAGGACGGUCUGCGCGGAGGACUGGAACAACUGGCUGGGCGUCUCUGCCUGCAAGCAGCUGGGAUACUCCAGGUACGUGGAGUCGUUCUUCGUCACUCAAACCUCCAUUGAGCAGGACCUGCAGUACAACCUGGUGUCCAUCAACCUGAGCCAAUCACAGAUCAUUAAGCUCCAGAACGCCACAAGCUUCAGUAAGAGUCAGUGCAGCUCAGGGAAGGUGACGACUCUGAAAUGUUUGGCGUGCGGCUCCAGACCUCAGUACAGGACUCGUAUCGUCGGAGGAAACAUCUCCAGACCGGGUCAGUUCCCCUGGCAGGUCAGCCUCCACUUCCGCAGCGAACACCUGUGUGGAGGCUCCAUCAUAACGUCACGCUGGAUCCUCACCGCGGCGCACUGCGUGUACGGGUUUGCGGAGCCCUCCAUGUGGACGGUGCAUGUGGGGCAGACGGAGCAGCCGGUCCACGGAGCUCAGUCUCUGGCCGUGCAGCAGAUCAUUUAUCACGCUCGCUACCGGCCCAAAGGACUGGACUACGACAUCGCACUGAUGAAACUCACCAACUCACUCAUCUUUAAUGGCUUCGUGGAGCCCAUCUGUCUGCCCAACCACGGCGAGGACUUCCAGGAGGGAACCAUGUGCUGGAUCUCUGGAUGGGGGGCGACCGAGGACGAAGGAGAGACCAGCGUGGUCCUUCGCUCUGCCACGGUGCCUCUUCUCUCCACCAAGACCUGCAACCAGCCGGAGGUUUAUAAAGGCUUCAUCUCCUCCUGGAUGAUCUGCGCCGGAUACCUGGAGGGAGGAACCGACUCCUGCCAGGGGGACAGCGGAGGUCCUCUGGCCUGCGAGGACUCGUCUGUAUGGAAGCUGGUUGGGGCGACCAGCUGGGGGAUCGGCUGCGCUAUAAGGAACAAGCCGGGCGUUUACACUCGGAUCACACGGUCGCUCAGCUGGAUCCGACAACAGAUGGAGGUCAGUUUAAAACCAGCGCUGAACUGGUCUCUUCAGAUCCAGAGAGGAUUCACCAGAUGGUCUGCAGGUCUCUGCUGGACUCACAAGACUUUAACUGGUUCCUGCUGAAGACGACGCCUUUAAAAACACACAUAGUCUCAUUUCUAACAGUGAUUCUAUAAAACAGCUGGAGACUGAGGUGUACUGUGCGUUUGUCGGGGACUACUUUCAGCAGCGGAUGAAUCCACAUUCGGUGGUCUAGUGAGUGUUUCUGGCAGCAGGACGGUGUGUGUGUGUGUGUGUGUGUGUGUGUGUUCAUGGCGCUGUGACUCAUUGUUUAAUAGUUAUUGGACGACGACGGAGGAAUAAGAAUUUAAAAUCUUAAAACUAAACAAACAUUUAAAGUGGAGUUUGAAGAACAGCUGCAGUUAAUCAGUUUACCGUCUCUUCUAUUAAACUUAACUAACGGAGCGCUGCGUAGUGGCAGCUGUUGGUGACCCGUCGUGUGAUGUCGGGACAGCUGGAUCUACUCCUCUCUGGAAUCUGAGUAGAGCAGCUGGCAGAGCGGCUUCAUUCAGCUUCAGACUGUUCCUCUCUCUCUAAAGGUGAUUCUCCACGUCAGCGUCAGUACAGGCUGAAAACUACAAGUUCAUACUCUACAAAAUAUAUGAAAAUACUCUACAAGUAAAAGUCCUGCAUGAAAAAUCCUAUUAAUA